GCCUACGCUUGUGAACAAUGUAAUAGAGUGUUUUUACAGAAAGGCAAUCUAAAAGUUCAUCAAAGACUACACACAGAUGAAAGACCGUUCCCUUGUGAUUUUGAAAAUUGUGAAAAGAAAUUUAGGAGUAAUGAAACUUUACGAAGGCAUAAACUGACUCACACAGGUGAGAAACCGUUUACGUGUGUUACGUGUAAUAAUAAAUUCUCAAGUAAAGUGAGUCUAACAGAACAUCAAGCUAUACAUGAUAAUACAAAGAACUAUAAAUGUGAAGAAUGUGGGAGAAGUUUUCGCCAGAUCAGCUGUUUUAAACGUCAUCAAGUCACUCAUACGUUAGCCACACCCUAUAUUUGUGAUGUUUGUGGGAAGAGUUUUAGUCAGAUGGCUUAUUUAAGAUCUCAUAUUAGAAUUCAUUCAGGUCAGUGUUUAAAGCCGUUUUCUUGUGACACCUGUAAGAAAGCCUUCGCCCACAAAUCUGAUCUAACACGCCACAAAAUAAUCCACACAGGUAGAUUGAAGCCGUAUAGAUGUACUCAUUGUAAUCUUAGGUUUAGUGAUAGAUCAAGUUGUAAACGACACAUACGUGAACAUAGCCAGGCUAGACCUUAUGUUUGUUAUAAGUGUGGAGAGGGCUUUAAACGGACUGGACAGUUAAAAGUUCAU
Messenger RNA from Lottia gigantea (owl limpet), 663 nucleotides. RefSeq lists its product as hypothetical. The annotation marks the transcript as partial. Gene Ontology annotation, biological process: regulation of transcription by RNA polymerase II. The transcript is spliced from 5 exons. The record is from RefSeq and is a predicted model, not a curated record. NCBI's taxonomy places the organism in Eukaryota, Metazoa, Mollusca, Gastropoda, Lottiidae. Gene Ontology annotation, molecular function: RNA polymerase II cis-regulatory region sequence-specific DNA binding; DNA-binding transcription factor activity.